UUCAAAACAUUUAUAAAAAAAAUAAAAAUAAAAAAUAAAAAAAAAGAGAUAGAAUUAUUAAGUUUUUAAAGCAUAAAUUAAACGAAUUGAAAUUUUGAUAACUCGUUUCCGAAUAUUUAUGGAAAUUGAAAACACGAAAACAUUAACCGACUACUACUUACGCUUAACACAAUCGAUUCUCCAGCUUUUCUUCUUAUUUUGAACUAAAGAAACCGUAACAGUAGUGAAACAGUGAACAGGUUGGAUUCGAAAAUCCUGUUGCCGUUGAAAAAGGACUCUCAGUGCUAAAAGUUAUUCUAAACACUAGAAUAAAAUAAAAACAAAAAGUAAACAUCUUUUAUAUAUUUUCUAUAAGACUCUCAUAGAUAUCCAGAAUUUUUUCUUUCUGUAAAGAAACUAUCAUAAGGAUAACAAAUAUUGUUUUUUUGGUUUUUUUUUUUUUUUUUCUGAGAACAAGCAAAAGCUUUACAAAGACAUAAAAGGAUUGAAUUAUGGUGGCCGGUUUUGAACAGCGACCUUGGACUCCAACUGUAAGACGUGGCCAAAUUGCAGCUGAAACCCAAACACCGGGACCAGCAUCAGUAGCGUUGCCUGGUUUAUUAGGGUCCAAAGUAACCGACUCCCGCAAAUUGGCCGCUCCUUCUUUCACUUUCGGGCAAAAACAUCGCUUUGCAACUGAGACAUUGGGCGAAGGUCCAGCCAAAUACAAUAUUACCGGGUUAGGUAAUAAAGGUAAAGAUACACCGCCAGCGUCCAGUUUACAAAGUCGUCCCAAAGCAAUGUCGAAAUUUUCAACACCAGCACCAGGUGAAUACAACGUGGAGAGAGCCACCAAGACCAUCAAUCAAACGGCGCCAAAAUAUACAUUCGGUCAGAAAUUGGCUACGGAGAAAUUAGAUUCAACACCAGGUCCAAAUCAUUAUCGAGUUGUACCGCUCGAUUUAAUAAAACCGCGAGCUCCUCAAUACACAUUUCGCAUUAAAUUUAAUGUUAUUCUAAUCAGUACACCAGCGCCCAAUACAUAUUAUCCUGAACGGGUAUCGUUAGUGAAAACGAACUCACCAUGCUACACAUUUGGUAGGCGUAAACAAAUUAACUGCGAUAACAAACCACCAGCAGCACCUGGUUGCUAUAGCCCUGAAAAAACCAAUACACACUCUACACACGCUUAUUCCAUAGCCGGCAAAAGUACGCAUGAUGUUGUUGAUUGCACGCCAGCUCCUUGUGCUUAUGAGCCGGAAAAAUGUAAAUUGGACAAAACGCCCGCCUUCACAAUCAGUGGUCGUCAUGUGGUUCAAACAACCAACAAUACUCCUGCUCCCGGUACGUACGCUCCUGAAAAUUGCCGUUUAGAUCAUGUUCCUGCUUUCAGCAUUAAAGGCAGACAUCCAGUAAAAAAAAUAAACGAAAGUCCUGCCCCUUGUGCCUAUUCCCCGGAAAAAGUGAAACUUGAUCACACACCGGCCUACACGAUAGUGGGACGUCACGAUGUACAGAAGAUUAAUGAAACACCGGCACCAGGCUCUUAUGCUCCCGAAAAAUGUAAGAUAGGAAAAGCGCCAGCUUUCAGUAUAGCAGGAAGGCCUGAGGUACGUAGAACAUCCAACACACCGGCACCCUGUGACUACGCUCCUGAGAAGGUGCGCCUUUAUCAUACGCCCGCAUUCACUAUCGCCGGCAAACAAGAGACCAAAAUGAAAAGUGUUACUCCUGCUCCUGGUGCAUAUGCCCCAGAAAAAUGCAAGUUAAAUCAGACGCCUGCGUACUCUAUUUCCGGUCGCCACGAUUCGAAAUUGAUUAGUGAUACUCCCGCUCCAGGCGCUUAUUGCCCAGAGAAAGUGCGUUUGGAUCAUACACCAGCCUACACAAUGGCCGGCAAACAUCAACCGAAGUAUCACAUAGACUCUCCAGCACCCGGUGAUUAUGCCCCCGAAAAAGUUCGCCUUGAUCAUACACCAGCUUACACCAUGUCGGGACGUCAUAAUGUGGAAAAAUGUAGUGAUACUCCUGCACCGGGAGCAUAUGCACCCGAGAAGGUUCGGCUAGAUCACGUUCCUUCCUACUCAAUAUCGGGACGACAUAGCCAUCAAAAGCUAGAUGAGAGUCCCGGACCGGGAGCAUAUUAUGCUGAAAAGGUAUGUUUAGAUCGUACGCCGGCCUAUUCAAUGGGUGGCCGUCAUGAUCUUGAAAAAUUUAGUGAUACUCCCGCUCCCGGAGCUUAUUCUCCCGAAAAAUGUCGUUUAGACCAUACGCCUGCGUAUGCAAUAACUGGAAAACAUGAUCUGAAAAUACGGAACGAAACUCCUGCUCCAAGUGCUUAUGCUCCUGAGAAAUGUAAACUGGACGGAGCGCCAGCAUUUUCAUUUGGGGGCCGACAUAAUUUACAGAAAGCUAAUGAUACUCCGGCACCAGGCGAUUAUUAUCCAGAGAAAGUCCGCCUAGAUAGCACCCCAGCUUACACAAUGGCCGGUAAGCAUGAUUCUAAAAAAGUCAAUGAUACACCGGCGCCGGGCGAUUACGCUCCAGAGAAAUGUAAACUCAAUUUGACACCCGCGUUUACCAUGAAAGGUAGACACGAUAUUGAAAAACCUAGCGAUACACCUGCUCCAGGUGCCUAUAGUCCGGAAAAAGUUCGUUUAGAUCAUACGCCUGCAUAUACUAUGGCUGGCAAACACAGUUUAAAAAUUCCGAAUGAUACGCCAGCUCCUGGAGAUUAUGCUCCCGAGAAAUGUAAAUUAAAUGGUUCUCCUGCGUACACUAUUAAGAGCAGACACGAUCUUCAAAAGCUCAGUGAGACACCUGCACCUGAUGCCUAUUAUCCAGAAAAAGUCCGCUUAGAUCACAUUCCAGCUUAUACAAUGGCCGGGCGUCAUAAUCUUCAAAAAGUUUCUGAUACUCCAGCUCCGGGCGAUUAUUGCCCAGAGAAAAUACGUUUAGACCACACCCCGGCCUACACCAUAGCUGGUAAACAUAAUCCCAAAUAUGAGAUCACCACUCCAGCACCCGGCGAUUAUGCCCCAGAGAAAUGCAAACUUGAUGGAGCCCCUGCAUUCUCUAUUAAAGGUAGGCACAAUUUUGAAAAACCAAACGAUACACCUGCUCCGGGAACUUAUUGCCCGGAGAAAGUACGUUUGGAUCAUACUCCAGCGUAUACUCUAGCUGGAAAACAUAAUCCAAAAUACGAAAUCAAUACGCCAGCGCCAGGAGAUUAUGCUCCCGAAAAAGUGCGUUUAGAUCAUUCACCUGCCUACACAAUUGUCGGACGGAAGAAGGACAAAGUUAUCAGUGACACUCCCGCACCAGGCUCCUAUAGUCCAGAGAAAGUGAAGUUAGAUCAUAGUCCAGCCUAUACCAUCACAGGACGCAUAUUGAAAGAAUAUGUGGAAAAUACUCCUGCGCCUGGAGAUUACAAACCGGAGAAUUGUGAUUUAAAAACUCAUACGCCUGGCUUUACAUUUGGUAUGAAAUUGAAGAAGGAAACGAUCAGUGAUACACCAGCACCCACUGCUUAUGAACCUGAAAAGCACCCUCUCGACCAUAAACCUGCUUACACUUUUGGCACCAAAAGCAUUGUAAAAGUGAUAAGUGAAGCACCAGCUCCUGGUUAUUAUCAUCCCGAAAACUAUAAACCCGAUCAUACUCCUGCCUAUACAUUUGGUCUUAAAACUCCAAUCAUGCCAAUCAUGCCAGUUGGACCUUAUGUAGAAGAUCGAAUCUUGCAAAGACGCGAAAAGCGUUUAGCAAGUCCUGUGCGUACGAAUUUGGUUAUACUUGAGAAUGCAAGUACGCAGCAACAACAAUUAAUACAGCAACAAUUGCAAACGCAGCAAUUAGAACAAAAAGAAAGCACCACCACAAAAACAACCACAAUUACUGAAACUCAUUCGGCAAAUCUUGCGCAUAAUGAAAAUGUAGUGAAAUCGUCAAAUAAACCAAUUAAUCUAAACGAAAAUGUUAGUAGCUUGAGCACCUCAGUAGAUGGUAGAAAAUCUCGUUCACCGAAGCCUAGCAAACGCACGAUUAUUAGCACUAGAGGCAGCGAUGCUCAGAUUUCCCAGCAAAUGCAACAAAUUAAUGGCAUAGACGGUGAGACCGGUAAUAUAAUUACGACAACGAUUCAGGCUGCAACCAACGGCUACAAGGAUGAUGGUACUGUUAAGGUCCAAGCUAAAGGUAGUGCCAAUCGUCAAGAAACGAAAGCAGAUAGUUCUUCGAAAAAAACUCACGUAACUGCGGACGGCGCCGCUGUGACUACGGUGAAAUCUUCGAAAAGUUCAAAGGUUAAAUACGCUGUAGAAGCCAGUACAGUACGAGAAGAAAUAAUCAGCUCCGAAUGUCUAUAAAAUUCCUACAGUUUUGGGUAUCAGCAAAGAGGGUACAAUACGGUCUGCUCCUGCCUACACUAUGGCCGGUCGACAGAAGCCGCCAC
This is a messenger RNA of Glossina fuscipes, 4429 nucleotides long. RefSeq lists its product as uncharacterized. Lineage: Eukaryota; Metazoa; Arthropoda; Insecta; Diptera; Glossinidae. The coding region runs from base 492 to 4343 and encodes 1283 amino acids. The record is from RefSeq and is a predicted model, not a curated record. The transcript has 12 exons. Gene Ontology annotation, cellular component: cytoskeleton.